GCGCCUGUAAUCAGCUGGGAUGUUGAUCCGCAGCUUAGUGAUUCUUAUUCACUGGUUUUGGAUUUCAGAUGAAAGUGAAACUUUCAUCACUCAACAUCCUCGAAGAGCAGAUUGAAAACUGUGAAGACGUGGAAAUUUUCUUUUGCGAAACACUGGCUACCGGUGGUCCUAGAUACUGACUCCUCUUCUUCUCGACUCAUGAACGCCUUCUGAUUUUUUUCCCUAAAAAAAAAGCUGUUUUGGAUUUGAGCUGUAUCAGUGUAUAUGUCGAAAGCAAGGACUACGUACUUGCUGUGUUGUUGAGCAGAAUUCCUGCAUGUGAACAAGAAGAAACACAACCACUCCAACUACUUGCUCAAAAUAUAAAGUUGUUAUAUCAUUGAAACUCUCGAAAAAAACGCAAUCCAUAUCACAACCCCGGUGAUCGUAUUCUUGAUCCUGUGCUUCCGUCAACUACACCAGUAUCAGUCAAUCCUCGUCAACGCCAUCAAACCGCUUCUGUACGACACCGAGUUGUAAAGACGAUACAGCCUCAGCCAGUAGCGAGUACGCAGGUCGUCGUGGUUGUUUAUGUUUGAAUAGGGUAGCACUUCGCGGCGGCUGUCGGAGAGCCACGCUUGCUUAUCACUCGGAACAAUGUUGGCGAACUUGAAGAGCUUUUUCCGUGGGCGGGAGGCGGUGCAGGACUUACGACCCGACACGAGGACAGUUCCAAAGUUUCAGAACUGCGCCGUAUUCUUCUUAACAGAGUUUGAGGUUUUCAUAUCAUCAUCUUGUUGUCUGCGACUGCGAGAGCAGGUCGCGAACAGCAGCUUUCGAUGGAAAAUACCUUUCUCAACGUUUCCAGGGAAAGAAGUUUUUUUGCGAGCAGAUCUCAGAACUAGAGCUAAAAAUGAUGAAUCAAAUAAGGCUCCUCUCCAUCUUUGACUUAUUUAUACUUAUCUGUAUGUAGCAACACUGUAUCUGUAACUAUCGUCUUGAUCAAUCAUGAUUCAUUCGUCUCCAGAAGUGGUAAGUCUCUACAUCUCCUUACUUCGAUGACACGACCAGGCCGAGGAAUAUGCGACACCGCAGAAGUACCUAGAUGGCGCAGAAGUGCCAACGUUCUUCCAAUUCCAGAGUAAUAUGGUCACCGAUGAGGAUCUCAAGCCAGGCAUGCUCAGAAAUCUCGAGGUCGACAAGCGCCUUACCCUUCCAACACGAACCCAUAUACGUACUCUUUUUUUUAGAACACCUCCUUCCAUACAUUCCCGUCUUAUAACUUGAAUACAAGAAAACAGACCUCUACUUCUCACUGAUUUUCAGAACAAGAUAGAACCAACAUGAUGAAUUAUACCUAAUACAUAGAUUGUACUGUACGGAGGAUAAUGAACAAUAACUUUAAAGAAUGAAUGUAUGAAGAUGAUGCCGAUGUUGUAGCACAUCAAGCCCUGCCAACGCAAUGCAGAAUUACACCGAUAUAUUUGUGGGGACAUUUUUCUAUUAGCUAAGAAUGAAUGUUGCGGACGAACGAAAUCUACGACGCAUCAACAGGUUGUCUGAUUACAUCGCAGGACGUUCUUCACUGUUGGGCGUGUCCUGCACUGAACAUCAAGAUGGAUUGUUGCCCAGGGCGAAUCAAUCGUAAUGAAUGUUUUUGCGUUUUCCUUGAAUGUAUCCACAUCAAUCUUGCGUAAUGUAUCUUUGUUGGUCUGUCUUUCCCCGUGCUUACCGGAUAUCUAAAGGAGUCUCAGUGCAUUGGAUUUCAGGCCGCUGCUGUUCUUAUCUGACGGGACGAAGUAACCUACUUAAGUUAGCCAGGUAGAUUUGCUGUGAAAGAAAAUGAUAUCAGUGACAGGAUAGAAGAUAGGUAUUAACCACCUGGAAGUGGAAGCAUACCACCGAACAUUUUCAAAGCAUGUUCGUGCAUAACAAGUCUAUCUCUCAUACUCACUCAUCUCAGGUAUAUUCCUGUUCAUCCAGCGAGAGGGUGUUUUUUACGGUCAGUGCAGUGAAUUGUGUGGGUCACUGCAUGCUUUUAUGCCUGUAGUGAUCGAAGCGGUCUCACCAGAAAGGUAUGCAAAGCACGCAAAGGUAUGGUACGUAGAGUGA
Amoebophrya sp. A25 is the source of this 2091-nucleotide messenger RNA. The record is from the annotation of a GenBank genome assembly. NCBI's taxonomy places the organism in Eukaryota, Dinophyceae, Syndiniales, Amoebophryaceae.